AUGCGAAACGAAACGACAAAAACCCCCGGUAGGGGCGGUGGCCUUAUUUAUGGGGGCGCAAGUCACGGGCGAUCGGCGCAAGCCGUGCACGAAAAGUCUGAUCGAAAAAAAGAAUUGGAAUGCGCUCUCAUCGCCUGUAAACCCCACGGCGUCCUCUCAGACUCGACGGACGUUGAACCAGCAACGUCUAAGAAACGAUUCAGGAAAACUACGCAAGUAUUUGAACAAACCGCGGCAAUAAAGGGAACUUAUAUUGCUCAGGCUACCUUUGAAGGGCAGAAACACAUUUUUCCGCUCGAAGUGCCAUACUGCCUGAGACUGACCGCCGUGGACGUGGCGGGGGACCCCCCCCCCCCGGCCCCGUGCAGGGGGUUGGGCCUUGCGGCGGCCGACUAUUAUGUAGUGUGCCGUAAAGAACGGCAUUCUGGGCCGUUCGGACGGGGCCAAAUAGAAAAAUGUCGCACCGAAUGGAAACAGUCAUAUGGAGGCCGGCUCCUUGCGCUCGCAAAUGACCUUCAUAUAGUAGAUCCAGCCAAUCUAUGCGACAGCCAGUCCAGCUCAGUUUUCGAUUUGGCAAGAGCCCUGGCAAUACUGGAGUUCGUAUUUCGAGCGGCACACGCGGCGAGAUACGGGCGCGCGGCAGUUUAUGGCAACUGGACGCAUGCAGCGCUGGCCUGGCUC
Iphiclides podalirius (scarce swallowtail) is the source of this 681-nucleotide messenger RNA. Lineage: Eukaryota; Metazoa; Arthropoda; Insecta; Lepidoptera; Papilionidae. The record is from the annotation of a GenBank genome assembly.